Molecule: messenger RNA, 6681 nt
Organism: Maniola jurtina (meadow brown)
Lineage: Eukaryota; Metazoa; Arthropoda; Insecta; Lepidoptera; Nymphalidae
Gene: fzr
Product: fizzy-related protein homolog
Exons: 10
Coding region: 450-1931 (493 amino acids)
Biological process (GO): anaphase-promoting complex-dependent catabolic process; positive regulation of ubiquitin protein ligase activity; positive regulation of anaphase-promoting complex-dependent catabolic process
Cellular component (GO): anaphase-promoting complex
Molecular function (GO): protein binding; ubiquitin ligase activator activity; anaphase-promoting complex binding
Source: RefSeq, a predicted model, not a curated record
UUCUGGCAACAUUGCUGUAUUUAUGCCAGCCAGAAACAGGGUUUCGAUUUUUGUAAUUUAUUGUGAAAAUUAACUAAAUUUACAAACUGCUGUGAUUAUAUCGUUGGUUCUGAGACUGUAACUUGUGCUUGUAUUAAUAAAUUGCAACGUUUGGUGAUAACACGAAGGAUAAAACGUGAAGACAUAUUGAUAAAGACUUGCACUAUCGUUCAUGUCAGAUGCAUUCAAAUGAUAGUUAGCAGUCGAGGAGAUCACUAGUCUUCUCGCUGCUCUGGAGUCACUGGUGUUCCUUAUAACAAAUCAAUAUACACCGUGUGAGAGAUAUAAGAAACCAUGAACGGUUAACGAGCCCUCUUCAGGAAAAUAUUCUAGUCUAAUACUUCCAUUUAUACAGUUUGUUGCUCAGCAUAAGAGCAGUUUUCCCUUUAUAGUGUACAAAGCCUUUGAAAAUGUUCAGUGAAUCAUAUGAAAGAAGAUUGCUGCAGCAGUGCAGUCCAGUGAGCCGCAAACAGUCUGUGCUGGUCCGACCAGAACCCAUGGAUAGAUUUAUCCCAUGCAGAUUAGAAAACAAUUGGCAGACUAGUUUUCAAGCUAUUCGACGUGGCACAGAAAACCAACCAGCAAAGAAACCACGAAGCGACGGAAGCAAUGACGGCGCGGGAGGGGGUCGAGACCACCUGGCAUACGGUUGUCUCCUGCGUAAUGAACUCCUCGGCGCUCAGAUUGAAGAACUCAGAGGCCCUCCUACAAACUGUGCGGAGGGCAACAGAGCUGCGCUAGGCGCUGUGCAGUUAGCAUCAGCCGCGAGAGCUGCUUUGGCAUACUCUCCGCCUGUUUUUAGGUUUCGAGCACCGAUACAUAGCGCUGAGGAGAAUAUAGACCCUUCGCCGUACAGUCUUUCACCAGUGUCAGCGAAGUCACAAAAGCUUUUGCGGUCACCGCGCAAAGCUACACGAAAGAUUUCAAGGAUUCCCUUUAAGGUGUUAGACGCACCCGAGUUGCAAGACGAUUUCUACCUCAACCUGGUAGACUGGUCCGCACAGAAUGUACUCAGCGUGGGUCUGGGAAGCUGUGUCUACUUGUGGAGCGCAUGUACCAGCCAAGUGACACGGCUAUGUGACCUAUCAUCAGAAGGGAACGCGGUGACAUCUGUAGCGUGGAGCGAGCGGGGUCAUCUAGUAGCUGUCGGGACUCAGAAGGGACACAUCAGCGUAUGGGACGUCGCUGUUAACAAAGAGGUGACGAAACUACAAGGGCACAUAGCCCGCGUCGGCGCUCUGGCUUGGAACGGCGACAUACUAAGUUCCGGCUCACGGGACCGGCACAUACGGCAACGCGAUACUAGGACACCAGCCAUACAAUCAUCACGAAUUCUCCAAGGGCACAGACAGGAAGUAUGCGGACUGAAGUGGUCGCCCGACGGACAGUCGCUCGCGUCGGGAGGCAACGACAACAAACUCUUCGUGUGGUCUAUGCACUCGACAUCCCCGGUGCAGACGUACUCAGCACACGUGGCCGCUGUGAAGGCGAUCGCGUGGUCGCCGCACCAGCACGGCUUGCUCGCGUCGGGCGGCGGCACGGCCGACCGGUGCAUCCGCUUCUGGAACACGCUCACGUCGCAGCCCAUGCAGUGCGUCGACACCGGAUCGCAAGUAUGCAACCUGGCAUGGUCAAAACACUCCAGUGAGCUCGUGUCUACGCAUGGCUAUUCACAGAACCAGAUCCUAGUUUGGAAAUAUCCUUCGCUUACACAAGUGGCAAAAUUAACGGGGCAUUCGUACAGAGUCCUGUAUCUGGCUUUAUCACCAGACGGCGAGGCGAUAGUGACAGGCGCGGGCGACGAAACGCUUAGAUUUUGGAACGUAUUCUCCAAAACUCCUUCACACAAGGAGAACAAAAGCGUUUUGAGUCUCUACACGGCUUUGAGAUAAAAAGUGUACCUAAACUAGUGAAUAUGACAAUAUUAGAUGGUGAUAUCUUUAUUACUCUAAUUUGUUCAGUGUUGCCAUCAUAAAAUAUAUAGACUGUGGUAAUUUUUUUCUCGUGAUCGAGUAGUCUCAUGUGCUUACUAAUAUUUGGUAUAUUUAGUUUGGUGGAGAUUGCCGUGUACAUAACAUCAUGGGACUCAUAGAUAUAUUUAUUAUUUCCUUCGGGAAUAGUUUUUUUUUUGUUUAUAUAUUAUGAAAUUUGUUGAUAAAAAAAUAUUUUAGUUAAGGCCCGUUUACAUUUGGCCAUCCACCGCUUAUUUAGAGUUUUUCAGCUAGCAACUAAUUUUAUUUACGUAACAAUUGUCGCUCCUAUUUUUUUGCCCUCUUUUGUGACUUCAGACAGAAUGGCUGCUUAAUUUUUUGCUACAUGUUAUAUCCCUCUUUGAAAUCUACAAGCUUUUUUAAGACUUUCAAAUGCCAUAGUGUAAAUGGGACCUUAAAAAUAAACUAUCAAGAGUAGUACAUAUACAUUAUUCUUUAAAAAGUUAUAAAGAUUUCUUUAUUAAAAAAAUAUAUAAUAUGCUGUAAGUCGAAACAAGCUGGCUUAAUUUGCUUUUUUGCUUUGAUAACUUGAUAAUUUUAUCAUUCCUACAGCAUUUUAUAUGAUACAUUAUACACAUAUAUAAAAUAUACUGUUCGUGAUACAUAUAGUCCAAUAUGUUCACUUACAUAAUUAUGUUAAAUCAUAUUUUUAUAUUAAUGUACAUUUGUUUGAUUAUGUAAUAUUAUACAUUAUGUAUAUUUAUUUCAUAGACAUUUAUCACUAACUAUGUUUGCAUUAAUAUAUUUUUGGCUUUAUAUACAACUUCGGAAAAGAUAUCUUUUAGAGUAGUCAUAAUUCUAACUAAUUUUUAUUUUUAGUAAUACCUAAUAGCUAAUUGGUUUUUGCGUCAUAUUUCAUUAAAAUAAUAUAAAUGUAAACAUAGUGGUGUGGUAGUUUUGUAAAUUACGUUGUUGGUAACAUUUUCUUUAUAUUAUUAGCUGUUCCUACACUUGUAAUAUUGAAAACAUAAAGUUGAAUUGAGAACCUACCUUACCUUUUUUAAGUCGGUUGAAAAGACUAAGCUUAUUUUCAUGUUAAAAAUGAGUUCUCACGCGCCAUUUUAACUUUACAUGUCAAAUGUCAUGUCAAAAGUACGAUUUUAGGCCUUAUUUUAAAGGUGAACCGUACUUUUUUAUACGUAUUUUGUACGGACAAUAUCUUGAUUGAUAUUGCAAGUGUAAGAGUAUUCUUCUAUACUAAAAUUUUGUGUACUUAUUUAUGUAAAUAUACUUUUGACUAGAUAUUUACUAUGAAUUUUCGAUUAUGACAUAUUAGCCGUGUAUGAUUUUGAUAAUAUGUUUUCUUUGAUAACCACUUAAAUUUGAUGAAAUAUAACUUAACGUAUAGUCGCGGAAAAAUACUGAUGACCUCAUAACAAAAAACUACAAAAUGUCAAAUAUGUCUCAUUCUGCACGAUAUUAAUCGAUUUUCUGAGAUAAUCGAUUCUAUGCAUUUCCAAUUUCCUUGCCCGCUUAGAAGUUUUCAGUAGUAAUAGUAGGUUUAUAGUGAUUUUAUGUAUUAGUUUCUAUCAUCGGCAUUUAUUAAUUGUAGUCAAUAGAUGCGCUCAAAAGCAAAGAGGUCGGAAUGUUUUGCAACAUUAGUUAUAGUUUUAGUUUUAUAAUCAUAUAUUAGAGGUGCCUCUUUAUGAUUUAUGAUCUCAUAAACAACUAUGAUCUAUAAAAUUAUGGCAACAUUACGUAGUAUUUAUUCAGUUUAGACUCUUUUCUUUUGUUGUAUUAUUUAUUUCUUUUAUUUAUUUAGUGAAAAAAGUGCUGAAAAUUCUUUCGGUGAGUAAAAUUAUAGUUGUACGAUUUAUGAACUACGAUUAAGUUUUUUUUUUUUGCUUGACUCACGACUGAUUUCUUACUUUGCGCUGUCUCUUUCUAUCUUCGGUUGUGUGAAAGAGAAAACUAUACCACCGUGAAAUCCUUGUGUGUCAAGCGAAAGGUUUUGAGGUACCCUCUUAAUAUAUUAUUUGUGUUUAAAUGUAUACCCUUUACAUUUCCUAUUAGAUAAAUAACAAGUUUGAAUUGGAUUUGUGCAAUUUAGGUUAUUUUUGUUUGUUUGGGUGUUUUCUUUUUCUGUCUGUUUAAAGCUGAUUUAAGGAUACUUAUGAUAUAUACGAUCAAACGUAGCAGUGCAUAGUAUAGUCGCCUCCCUAGGACAAGGUUCAGUGAAAAUGAGAGCUAUCGCUUUAUCCUGCAUGUUCGAACAUUUACCAACUCCAAUCGUUGUACCCUAUCAGCGAACAAAAGUUACUCUAACGCUCUCUCUGUUACGUAAUCCCAUACAAAUGAUAAAGACGGUAAACUCAGUGGGCGUUAACCAUUCCGAGUCACCCCCGUUGAGGUCUUUGUCAUUUGUAUGGGAUUACAUAACAGAGAGGGCCCUGUACUCACUUUUCGCAGUGGAUAGAGUACAGAUGAUGACAAAAUUAUCACGUCAUAUAACCGGAUUAGUCAAGAACACCACUCCACUCCGCUGCGCUUCAGUAGAAACGCUCUCUCAUAUAAGUGGAUACCGGCAGAGUGAACAAGAGUGACUGAACUCUCGGUUUGAUACUUAAUCGACAUCUGUCAAAUAUUAGUUAGAUAUUUGAGCGCGAGUGGUGAUAGUGAAUCAAAGAUUUGAGAAUAUUGGACUAUUUUAAAAGUCCUUGCCACGCUGCCACGAUGGCCCAUGUCACAUACCUAGUCGUUUCAUAGCUUACAUUUGACACCUGAAAGUGUAGGUGAAGCCUCGAGGUUUUGUUACAACUUUCAUAACUGUCGUGAACUGAUACCAGCCUAUUUUUAUUUUUUUGUAUAUCAGCUUUCAGACAGAAACCUUAAACGCUCUAUCUAUUAGAUAAGAAUGAAUGGUACGGACGACACCAAAUAUUAACAAUUCGCUUUCGUUUAAACUAAAAAAAAAAAGUUGUGUGUUAUACGUGUUUUUUUUUUUGUUUUUCUUUUUUGUCAAAAUUGUAGUGUACAACACUAACGGAGUCAUUUUUUAUAAUAAUAACCAGAAUUGGGUGUAAUGAGCCUCGUUUUGAUUAAUACCGAAUGUUUUUUUUUUUAAAUUUGCUUUCCGAAUUAUUUGCAUAACUUUUUUAUUCUGGACCUUAUAUUACAAGUUUUUCUAGCUUUUGCAAUCUUUUUAAAGGUGCUUAACAAUAAAAUCUGCUAUGAAAAUAACCUGCUAUUGAUUUUUUCGUUAAUUCAAUAAAAUAAAAAAACAAGCAAUGGUAUUACUCAGAACGACGCUUUUACCCGAUAUAUUUAGUUUAUAAGAUUUGUAGAAUUGGACCUAACUAUUGUACACAACAAUCAUGUGUAGUGUACUAAAAAUAUAAAUGAAAAUCUUUGCUAUUAAAAGUGCAUAACUUUGUAUUUCUCCCUAUUUUAAAUACUCAACAGAAUUAUAAAUAAGGGCGCGUCUACAUUUUUGAAAAUUAAACAUUCACUCACGUAUGCCAGAUUACGGGAAGUACGCACUGUGAUAUUAUAUCGUUUGAUUUUCUUACGGAUUACUGUAACAUUAUUAUUCUUCAUACAAUUUCCAUAUAAUAUAACAGAAUUCUGCGAGAAAAAUCACGCGAUGAAAUUUCACAGUGUUGAUUUACCCUAAGUGUGAGUUGCAUAUCAGAUUACCGUUCAAGUAAAAUGGAAAAAGCUAAAUGGGUUGCACUCAUUCGUAUUUGUCCUCAUCGAUUCAUAUUCAUGUUCGUAUAAGUACGAUUUGAAAUGGUCGUCUUUCAAAAUGUAAGCACAAGUGUGCACUCAUUUGAUUCGUCUUCAUACAGAUCAGUCUAAAUACGAAUCAAAUGGACAUUUUGUAUGAAAGCCACUUCGAAUAGUAUUUUUACGAAUGUCAAUAUGAAUCGAAUACGAGUGUAUGCACACGCCAUAAGGGUAAAAUUUUGAUACGACCCUUGAAUUACGUAAAAUAACAAAAAACACUCUUUAGUUUUUUAUGGUCAAGAUCUUGGACAUCGGCAAAAUUGGAAACGCUGGCAAUAUACGAUCAAGUUUGCAGGGCACUUUAAGCGGUAGCUCGAUUCCAUAAAACCUGCAUCAAUCAUUAUUACAAUCGCAAUCGUUGUUAUUGACUUUUAUGGUAUUGUUGUCGCAACAAUAGUGAGCGAGCGUCAACCAAUCAGAGGUGAUUGCGAUCGUGACAUUGUAACUGUCAUUCAACCGCAAUCGAGCUGCGUAGUCAGUAAACUUGACGAUAAACUUGAUCGAUUGCCUUUACUUAUCCGUCUCAUAUGCAAUUGUUUCUAAGUUGGCAGAUGUUUGUGAUUGUUAUAUAAUAUGUAGAUGAACCUUAAGUAACUAAACAGUCAAUUUCAGUCCGUACGCAGUGUUGGUUUUUUUUUUGUAUAGAAUAAUAGCUAGUGUCAAUCUACUUAAACAUUGUUUAAUUUAAUUCUAACAUAAAGAUUACUAUCUCGUAUAUUUUGCGUCGAUUAACCAUAUUAAUCCAUAAUCAUAUAGGUUAGGUCCAUAAUAAUUAUGAUUAAAAGAAGAGUUAUUUAUAAAUAGAGAAAAGAUAUAAUAUAUUGAAUGCACUAUGUAAAGAUAGACUGAUAUUGUUUACACGUUUAUUUCGUAAGUGUUCAUUGUAACCUGUACUUUAGAAUUAAAUAUCAAAUUGUGUGAUCUA